GGUCGACCUUCCUUCAGCCUCAUGUGCCUCACACCGACGGUGGCUCUGCGAGAGCGACAGCUACCAUACAUUGUGAACAAUCUGGACGACGAGGAAUGCACGGGCUUCGUAAACGAUGACGACUUGUCUGCAGACGAUCCCACGGAUGGCUAUGCGAGGCAUCUUUGUGUGGCUCGUAUUCCUUCCCCAGGCGAUCGAAACGACCACCCGAAGUGUGGUAACCGCGCCGGUGGCAAUUGCAAUUACAAAUUAAACUUACGCCCGAGCAAUCAAUUUAGGCGCAGCGGUGGCCCAGAUUUCUGAGCACCGAAGGCUGCGCAUGCACCGUGCACCGUGCAAGCACCGCCGCGAAGCCUGCUCGCUCGCUUGGCAUCGCGCCCCUCGGAUGCCUUCCUGAUGCUGCCACUCCGACGCGACCCACUGCCAGACGUGCGGUGGCUCAGACGGGGCCCGCCCUCCUGCAGGCGCCUCGACCGGCCCGACGCCCUUAUCCCUAUUCAGCAGCUGUCCGCGCCGGUCGCCCACCGGGCCUCCGGCGCCGAGGAGGCCCCGUCGCCCGCCUCGGCCCCGCCCUGCUUCGCCUCCUCCAUGACGUGACCCACCGGCGCCGCGAAGAUGACGACGCGUGGCGGCCCGAGCGCCUCGGAGUCCACCUGCUCUCCGUUCUCUUUCCCGCGCAGCUCGAGACCGAACUGCUGUCGUCGCCCGCCCGCGUGGAAAUGCCCCCGACGGAGUCCGGUGCGUCUUCGGGCGCCGCGUGCCUCCGGUGGGUCGCGCGCCCCGGCGCCACGAUCCGACGGCCCGCCGACGGCGCCAGCUUCGCCAAGACCAGGAUGAGGACCUCGUCGACGUCUCUGUCCUUGCCCUUGGCCCUCUCGCCCGCGCCCGCGUCGGCGUCGCCCUUCGCGCUUGACCUGCCGACGUUCGCCGCCGAUCGAGGGCCCCCGAUGGGCGCAGCAACCAACUGGACGCGCCCUCGCCCGCCAUCCACUGGUUCGCCGCCGAUCGAGGGCCCCCGAUGGGCGCUGCAGCCAAGUGGGCGCGCCCUCGCCCGCCAUCCACUGGCCCGCUGAGCCCGCCGGCUCGGCGAUUGACAACGCCGAUAAGUGUAGAGGGCGAAAACUUCUGAACUCGCUGCGGCAGAUGAGCCCAGAUGCGGCCACAGCGGUCGGCACGUGGUGCGACCCCGUAAGCAUACAGCUCGAAAGAGGAAUCUGAUGGCCCGAUCGAGUGCGCAGUCGACCUAGGCCCCCCGCGCCCGCGGCACCCCCGUUGGCCUGCUGCUUGAAGACGGCGUGCUGCUGUCGGGUCUGACUUACUUACAAAUCUUACUGGAUAAAGGGUCGCCGUUGGUAUUGGCUAGCACGCGGCUCAUGGCGUCGAUGGCAUGUGCCCCACAAGCCCCUGCGACG
Messenger RNA from Prorocentrum cordatum, 1412 nucleotides. The record is from the annotation of a GenBank genome assembly. Lineage: Eukaryota; Dinophyceae; Prorocentrales; Prorocentraceae.